Messenger RNA from Rattus rattus (black rat), 3339 nucleotides. RefSeq names its product aspartyl/asparaginyl beta-hydroxylase. The record is from RefSeq and is a predicted model, not a curated record. The coding region runs from base 1 to 1392 and encodes 463 amino acids. Gene Ontology annotation, cellular component: endoplasmic reticulum. Lineage: Eukaryota; Metazoa; Chordata; Mammalia; Rodentia; Muridae. Gene Ontology annotation, molecular function: protein binding; peptidyl-aspartic acid 3-dioxygenase activity. Gene Ontology annotation, biological process: peptidyl-aspartic acid hydroxylation. The transcript is spliced from 12 exons.
AUGGGCUCCAUGGCAGAACUUGGGUUAAAUGCUGCACUCAUGGUAUUAAUCUCCCCCAACACAAUUCUAAAGCAGAAAAGUGAGACUCAGGUUAAGAAGAAGAAGCCCAAACUUCUGAAUAAAUUUGAUAAAACAAUUAAGGCCGAGCUGGACGGUGCAGAAAAGCUCCGGAAAAGGGGUAAAAUCGAAGAAGCAGUGAGUGCAUUUGAAGAAUUGGUUCGAAAGUACCCUCAGAGCCCUCGAGCAAGAUACGGCAAAGCACAGUGUGAAGAUGACUUGGCAGAGAAGCAGAGAAGCAAUGAGGUUCUGCGCAGGGCCAUUGAGACCUACCAGGAAGCGGCCAGCCUGCCUGAUGCCCCGACAGACCUGGUGAAGCUGAGCUUGAAGCGACGGUCAGAGAGACAGCAGUUUCUAGGUCACAUGAGGGGUUCUCUACUUACCCUCCAGAGACUAGUUCAGCUGUUCCCUAGUGAUACGACCUUAAAAAACGACCUUGGCGUAGGAUACCUUUUGAUGGGAGACAACGACAGUGCCAAGAAGGUUUACGAAGAGGUGCUGAACGUGACACCGAAUGAUGGCUUCGCGAAAGUGCAUUACGGCUUCAUCCUGAAGGCGCAGAACAGGAUAGCCGAGAGUAUUCCCUACUUAAAGGAAGGAAUCGAAUCCGGGGACCCUGGCACGGAUGAUGGCCGGUUUUAUUUCCACUUGGGGGACGCCAUGCAGAGGGUCGGGAACAAAGAGGCAUAUAAGUGGUAUGAACUUGGGCACAAGAGAGGACACUUUGCCUCCGUCUGGCAGCGUUCUCUUUACAAUGUGAAUGGUCUGAAGGCUCAGCCGUGGUGGACGCCCAGGGAGACUGGCUACACAGAGCUAGUGAAGUCUUUAGAGAGAAACUGGAAGUUAAUCCGCGACGAAGGCCUCAUGGUGAUGGAUAAAGCCAAGGGUCUCUUCCUGCCUGAGGAUGAAAACCUCCGGGAGAAGGGCGACUGGAGCCAGUUCACACUAUGGCAGCAAGGAAGGAAAAAUGAGAAUGCCUGUAAAGGAGCUCCUAAGACCUGUACUUUACUAGAAAAGUUUUCCGAGACAACAGGAUGCAGAAGAGGACAGAUCAAAUAUUCCAUCAUGCACCCUGGAACUCAUGUGUGGCCACACACAGGACCCACAAACUGCAGGCUCCGAAUGCAUCUAGGGUUGGUGAUUCCCAAGGAAGGCUGCAAGAUCAGGUGUGCCAAUGAGACCAGGUCAUGGGAAGAAGGCAAGGUGCUCAUCUUUGAUGACUCUUUUGAGCAUGAGGUUUGGCAGGAUGCCUCGUCUUUCCGGCUGAUAUUUAUCGUGGAUGUGUGGCACCCCGAGCUGACCCCUCAGCAGAGGCGUAGCCUUCCUGCAAUUUGAAAGGCAUCAACACAGACUCGGUUGCUCUCCAGGGAGGCCGCUUUUCCGGUUCCUUUUGGGUGUGCAGAUAGAAGCUCAAGUGCCAUGACUCUUCACCCCCUUGCCUUGCAGCUGAGGAGCUCUAAGGCUCCUUCUGGAUUAGAACUCACUGGAGGGAGUAUUUGCCUUCCAGCAAUUCAUUUAGGAGGCCCCUUGCUUCAUGGCACCCAGAACUGGUGCCUGGAUUGAAGGGGAAUACUUGGUUGUGUUGUCUACAUAGCUGGCCAAAGAUAUUUUUCUACAUAGACUAGUGUCUACAUCAAUGUACAUGGAGGAUAUACUAUAUAUAGAAACUGUGAAUGAAUCACUCUAGUUUGUAAUUUUUCUAUGCAGUUAUAUUUUUCUAAGUAGCUAAACUAUUCUGUCACCAUCUACCCCCAUGUUUUCAUUGACUUUAAUGACAAGAAGUAUAAAUUCUUUACUUCUAACUAUUAAAUGGUAAUUUUCCUGGUAAAUUCAGACAUCUCCCUUUUGGAAAAAGAAAGCCAUGUAUGAAGAAAAGGACUUUGUUUUCCUAACAUGAAUGGGAAGUUAUGCCGGGAUGCGUGAACUGUGCCAACACCUGCCCUUGAGUCUCCCUGUGUAUCUUCAUUUAUGCUCAGUGUCUUCCUUUUUCUCUGUGCUAAUAAUAGGAAGCUCUUGUUGAUAAAAUACCACAGAUAUUGGAGCUGGGAGAGAAAAUAUUACAUGGGAGUGAAACCCCUGCUCACGAUCAGGGGCCCAGACAGCCUGGUCUCUUAGCCUUCUGUGUACAAGGCCUGGACUCUCCAGUGUCUGCCUACUGUAGAUCCACUAGAGUGUCAAGAAGACGGCCUCUUGGACUCUGAGAGUCUCUUCACUAUUUUAUCCAUGUAGGAAUUGUAGCAUAGGAGGUGCUCAGCAAAGCUAGCAUCCUAGGUGGUCGAGCAUGCUCGAUUAUGAAUUUGCAGUGCUUUUCCAUCUUCCUCCCUCAAAAUCAUGUCAGCCGUCUCACUAUAUUUUGAAACAGCGUUUUACGGGCGUGUUUGAUUUGAGCGCUACCCAUGUCUGAGAAAGAGCAGGAGAAAGUCAUCUUGCUCCUCAAGAUGAUCAUUAGUGAAGCAUGGCUGCAUUUUCUUUUCUAUUUUCAAAUUAAGGAUAACUCAAACCUUAGAAUGUAAUGACAUUCAUGCACUGAUCUCUAAGCCAGCCGAACAACACUUCUGCAGAAAUGGCUGGGAUUCCAGCCACAGAGGUAGAUAAAACGGAGAUGCAGGCUUUUGAACCAAUGUCAAAAGAAGCAGCUUUCUGUACCUCAUUGAAAAAGCCACUCAUUAGAAAUUGAUCUUUUCCCUUUUAGCUUAAGGACAGCUCUUAGUAGGAAAGUUUACAAAAUGUGUCCAUUCUUAAAAUAGGCACUUGUUCCUUCUUUUGCCAGUGUUCAAAAAUUCCUCUAAAACAGAUGGCAAAGACAUGGGGGAAUGCCCAAUCCUUACCAAAUUCUAGAAAAGAAAACAAAUUCUCAGACAAAAGAAAAAGGUUAUUUGUGUUCUUCAAUAUUUAUUAAACAGAGGAACUCACUGACAAAAGGCAAUACAAUCCAGUGUUCAUGAAGUAACCCUCGGUUACCUGCUGGGUUUGGUUCUCCUAUAUAUUACAUACACAUAACGAAAUGCAAACCAUAUGUUCUCAUUGUUAAACUAUCACCUUACAUUCAUGUAAUAAAAUGGUAGAAAUGAGUGAAAAUUAGCUUUUAACUUAGUAAUUAUAACAUGUUUUUUUAAAAUAUGGUCAUUACAGUAGGAUUCUAAAUAUUGCCAUGUGAAAAGCCAGAAGUACCAUUACUAUCACAAGUGUUGGCAGUAACUGACUCCAACAGCAUUUUGAGUACUUGGAUCCCACGUUUAUCUUAUAAACACAAGCAAUAAACAAUUUUCUAAUUCACUUUAA